AUGAAUUUUACAAUAACAUUGACCCAAAUUUCAGACAACGUCAUGGAAGGAUCGACUCUUAAGACGUGGCUACUGGGCAAAAAGGUCGGAUCGGGUGCAUGUAGUGACGUAUAUAUCGUGGAGUCGAUAAUCCCGCUCGGUAGCGACGCUAACCGUCAGUACGUCAUGAAGCUCUCUCCAUUGCCACAAUUACCAGCUGCUAAGCUUAAAAACAAGAAGAGAAAAAAGACUCAAGCAGAGCGCAAUGCUGAUGCUCUGUAUGCUGAGCAUCUGCUGUACAAGAACCAUUUAAGAGACCAGCCUGGCAUUCCAUAUGUACCAUUAGGAGCCUAUGGAGAGGAUCAGGGAUACCGAUUUCUAGUAAUUGAACGGCUUGGACGUACGCUCGAGACAGUUUUGCAAGAACAAGGACCGGUCCCAUCGCAUACGGCGGCUCGACUAGGCCAAGAAAUUUUGAAGACUUUGGAGCAGAUGCACAUAAAGAAUAUCCUCUAUGUGGAUGUCAAGCCAGAAAACUUUAUGCUGGACACGGAGAAAGAGAACAAAGUAUACUGUGUGGACUUUGGUAUUUCGGAUCGCUAUGUGACAGCAACAGGCAAGCACAAAGAAUAUAAAGAGGGGACGGUGGUGGGGACGCCAACGUUUCUCAGCCUGAAUUGCCAUAAUGGUGUCACGUCAAGCCGCCGAGAUGAUAUCGAGUCGCUCUUGUACGUGUUAAUCUACUUAAUGCGAGGCGAUCUUCCUUGGCAGAAAGCAUCAAGUGACGUCGAAGGUGCCAAGAUCAAGAAGACAAUUUCGAUUGACCAGUUGUGUGCUUCAUUGCCUCGAGAAUGGGCUGCGAUGCUGAUGAGUAUCCGUGCGUGUGGUUUUGAGGAUCGGCCAGACUACGACUUCUUUGUGCAGCAGUUCUUAAAUUUAGGAGGAAAGAAGGGCUUGACUACACCGUUCGAGUGGAGCACACGCAAGACGAGCAAACUGGCUGCUAAGCAAGUACAAUCGCAAGAAUACGCUACUGACAGCCCCGUGCGCAAGCGCGUCAAAAAUGUGGACAAAGAAUCCACUGCACCUCAAGCACUUGUCGCCGCCAAGACAAAGAAGGCAGUUCCUUUCGAGAAGAAGAGGUUGAAUACUCGCUACAGCAAAGCGGCCGCAAAGAAAGAUGCGGCUCCAGCUCACGACACUACGUCGAAGACCACUAAAAUACACAAGAAGGAUGAAGAUAUUCACGUCAAAGUCGUUGACGUACUGCCUCAAGAUCGAGAAGUUUUCAAAGCUAUUGCAAGCCACGCUGCUGCUACUGCUGCUGUUAAGCGGUACAACCUACGCUCCGCUCCUCGGAAGUAA
Peronospora farinosa is the source of this 1344-nucleotide messenger RNA. The record is from the annotation of a GenBank genome assembly. NCBI's taxonomy places the organism in Eukaryota, Oomycota, Peronosporomycetes, Peronosporales, Peronosporaceae.